AUCUCAUUAACAUUACCUGCAGAACCUGCAACAGAUGCAAUCGAUGACCAAAGUCAAACGCACCUACAGCUCGCGCUCGCGGCUGUCACUGCCGUCCUCCUCACCAUCGUCGUCGCCGCCGUCGACAACGAAGCGCAAGCGCUUCGGGGAAGGCGCCGAGAACGAGCCCCCCGCAAAGAAACGGAUAACGAACAAAACCUCGCCUUCGGAGAGGUCUACAAAGUCAAAACAAAGCGUCCUAAGGCAGCUCCAUUUCUCUAUAGAAACCUCGGUCCUACGAACCUGCACAAUUUGUGGCCUCUCAUAUACGCGAGGCGCACCGGACGACGAGUCAUUGCAUCGUGCCCAUUGCUCACGUGUGCAAAGGGGGAUGGAGUGGGGCAGGGAAGAAGAGCGGGAAGCAGGGAAAGUCGGUGUAGAAGAAAUACAAUCUGCAGUGAAGCUGAAAAAUGGAAAGAAAGGUCGCAUCAUCUGUUUCAAGGCGAACGUCGGUGGAAGAAUUGGAUCUAAGCUUGCGAUAUUGCUCGAGACGAUAAAUCUUGCCCUUUCAUCUCCUCCGCUAUCAACCGACAUCCUACAAUCAUCGAAAGCGUACCUCUAUCUGAUACCAUCACUGACCAAUGUACACCGAGAGAAGAUAGUAGGAUGCGUCAUUGCUCAACGAAUAUCUACCGCCAUGACUGUUGCCACUCCUUCAGAAACCUUACUUAAGGGUGAUUCCAAUCAAGCCACUGACCGUGACUUACCCCCUUCAUCGCCGACUCACAGGCUGGUCACAGUCGACACGACCUCGGGGCUCUUUUGCAAUCCAGAGGCCUUGCCUACUCCCCUCGGUAUACCACGUCUGUUUGUCCCAUCGGCACAUCGACGGCAAGGUAUCGCUAGCCGCUUGCUAUCAGCUGCGGCUGCGACAUUCAUCCACGGUUGUCCACUAGACCCUGUCAAUGGCGAUGUCGCGUUUACACAACCGACCGAAGGAGGGCACGCUAUUAUGCAAAACUGGGGCAGAGGAGGUGUAAGAAUAUAUGAGGAGUAACAUGCUGAUCAAAAGGUGUACAGUUUAUGACAUACCCCCGACAACGUUGAGCUCUGAGCAAGCGGCGAAAACUAUGCAAGAUUGGGAUUGCAGGGCACUGUCAUAGACACACAACAACAGAAACUACUGUCACUUUGAAUAC
Molecule: messenger RNA, 1178 nt
Organism: Suillus plorans
Lineage: Eukaryota; Fungi; Basidiomycota; Agaricomycetes; Boletales; Suillaceae
Exons: 2
Coding region: 35-1036 (333 amino acids)
Biological process (GO): mitotic sister chromatid cohesion
Cellular component (GO): chromatin; nucleus
Molecular function (GO): protein-lysine-acetyltransferase activity
Source: RefSeq, a predicted model, not a curated record